AUGUCAAUCGCACCCAUCAUCACAUUCAAGGCGGGUCUCUGCGAUCUAGAUACCGGUUCUUCACCCUACAAGGCUAAGCCUCUUCCCACUCCUGGCUACAUCUACCUCCAUGAAGACGAUGAACAGCUCCUUCAUCUAUGUUGGCGACCAAGAGAUGCGCCAUUAGAUCUACCCGAACUUGAUCUUCUGAUGUUUCCAACUGACUGCACCUUCACCCCACUGGAAACAGACUCAGAUUCGCCAAGUACAAAGAAGACAAAUGGCAGGAUCUACGUCCUCAAAUUUGGAUCAAGCUCGCAGCGUCAUCUCUUCUGGCUACAGUCGAAGAGUCAACACCCUCAAGGUGAUCCUUCAUGGUUCAGUGCUCGCGAUCUAAAGCUUGGCCAAAUCGUCAACAACCUUCUACAAGGCGAGGAGGUGGAUGUACAACAAGAGAUUGCACAGUUACCACGGGACCAAGAUGGAGCCGACGAUGAUGAUGAGCCUAUGGAAGAUGUUGAAGGCACAGAUCAUGAUAGAAAUCGCCGACCUUCCGGGAGUGGUGGAGCUGGGCCGGAUGCAACUGGAGGUGACAUUCGGGAAGAAGGCGAGCAAUCCAGAGAGGGCGGUGCGGAUGGCGGAAGAGCGGCUACGGGAGAAUUGGACGCCAACGCCAUCGUUCAGAAUUUCAUUCGGUCCAUGGGAGGCAAUCAAGGACAAGGACGUCAAUCAGCCCCACAAGAGAAAAUAUUUACGACACUUGCGGAUUUGCUAACCCCGACAUCUACCAUUCCCUGGAUCGAGUCAGCCGAUAGAGAACUGGUUGAUCAACUGCUUCAAUAUCUACCACCAGCUUUAGUGACUCUAGCACAGGAGGCAGACGACUUGGCAGAUUUGAAUACCGAGCAUGCAUCUAUUGAAGCAGCAGAGCAGGCUCUGAGUUUGGAUCAGAAGAAGGACAUCUUAAGGAGAGUGUUGAGAUCUCCCCAACUUUCACAGAGUCUUGCAAGUUUAACUGUUGCGCUUCGUGAUGGUGGACUGCCAAGUAUCAGUGAAGCGCUCAAUAUUCCCGUUCGAAAUGGAGGCUAUAUGCGACGUGGCGGGGUGCCUUUAGGAGGUGGUGAAGCUGUGGAGGUCUUUCUGGAAGGCGUCAAAGAAAGUGUGGAAAAGGGAAAUCAGGAAGACAAUGGUCAAGAUCGUAUGGACACAGAGUAA
Molecule: messenger RNA, 1194 nt
Organism: Exophiala bonariae
Lineage: Eukaryota; Fungi; Ascomycota; Eurotiomycetes; Chaetothyriales; Herpotrichiellaceae
Exons: 3
Coding region: 1-1194 (397 amino acids)
Cellular component (GO): cytoplasm; nucleus; proteasome regulatory particle, lid subcomplex
Molecular function (GO): proteasome binding; endopeptidase activator activity
Source: RefSeq, a predicted model, not a curated record